AACGUUUGACAAUAAAAUCUCGAUAAGUUGUUUAUUAGAGGUAGCGUUUCCAUUUGGCUAAUAGAAAACUAUGAUAAGGGGUUAAGAGUUUCAUUUGCAAUUGCAAACUAGAACAAAUGAUAAGCCGAUUAUGAAUGACUAUAGUGUGAAUCUGAUUCUCGUGAGCACACAAUCAUAAAGUCAAUCAGCAAUGCUUCGUUCUUUCUCUUUAAUUUCAUGGGAAAAAAGAAUUGGAUGACAACUGGUAAAGUGAUAAUCUGCAUUAUUGAAACAGAUAUAAAGGAUCUUUUUAAUUACUUAAAUUAUUCAUUAAAAUGUUUUUAAAGUUGGAAUAUAUCCCUUGUUCAAAACCCUUAGAACAAUAAAAAAUGGUUUCUUUUCAUAAUUUUCUAUAUGGUCAGUUUGGUCACUCCUGAAAAGCAAGCUGCAGUCCAUAAAUAGGCCUGAAGUAGCUGCUAAGCGUGAUACGAACCCAAAAGAAAGAAAAAGGCAUUUGCUUCAGAUAGCUUGGCGCUUCUCCAAGAAACAACAGUCCUCUUUCUCUAUCUCUUACCUUAAUCGAAAACAACUCCAUCCUUGCCCUCUUCUUCAACAGUGAGAUGCUUCUCUUGAAACUUGAGACAGAACCAAGAAAACACUCCCUAGAAUAAAUUUCAAGAAAAAAGGAAAAAGCUUGGAAGCUUGAGAAGGGAGAGAAAGAGAAAAGCCCAAAAUGAUGGUCAAAAAGAAAGGCAGAGUGUACCCUUCUCUAUUUUCACCUUCCUCAUCAGCUUCAUAUAGAGACCCUAACUCGGUGUUCAAGCUUUUCCCAGUAGCAGUUCUAGCUCUAGCCUCAGCUCUCCCACCCCAAGACCAAGAAGUAUUGGCUUAUAUGAUAACAAGGUCCAUCAUUUCCACCACAAAUCCAUCUACCCUCACCCAUCAACCCAAGAACAAGUGCAAGAAAGGAAAAGUCCCUGUUUUUCAAUGUGGGUGCUUUGAUUGUUACACCAGGUUUUGGCACAGAUGGGAUUCAUCACCCAACAGGGACCUCAUUCAUCAAGUCAUCGAAGCCUUUGAGGACCAUUUGAUUCAAAAUGAGGUCUCCAAGAAACAAUGUAAAGCUGCCAGGAAAAAAGAUAAGGUAAUAUUGAGCAUUUGUGAAUCCAAUUUAGUAUCUGUCGAUGCAUUGCAAAGAGAGCAGUCCCAGGACAGUGAAAUGUUGAUUGUUGAAAGUGAGGGCUUGGCGGAGGCUGAAAAUAAGGGUGGCUGUGAACAAAGAGAAGAGAAUGUGGGUGAUGAUAAAAUGACUGGAGACCAGGAAAUGGAGGUGGCGGCUGUAGCAACUGGGGUUAGCCACAAGGGUUUGGCCAGGAAGGUAUUGCCGGACGUGGUGGGCUUAUUCAACUCUCGUUUAUGGAGCCUGUGGGGUCCGAGUAUAUAGGAGCUAGUAAUUUUCUCUCUUGUUUCGUUUUCUGGAGAAAAAAAAAAAAACUUGCUUCGUUCCAGCUGUUACAAAUAAAGAUUUUGUCUUUGCUUCCGUGGGGGAGUCAUUUCCGUUGGCACAUGAAAUUUUUUGGGGGAUACGGAUUUACUGUUGUCAGUCAAACUAGUUGCAUGUUUUAAGGGGAUUACUGUAGCUUACAUGGACUGAUCAUAUUUCAUCAUCACAUGGCUUAAUUUUGAUUUCAAUGUGAAAUCUUAGUUGAUUUGAUUUUCACCUUUGGUGCUUUUUGAGUAGACUCUGGACUAGCAGCUAUUAUUUCUAUUCCACCAGAAACCCAUUUUAGGAAAAUGGUUCAC
Messenger RNA from Durio zibethinus, 1782 nucleotides. RefSeq lists its product as uncharacterized. The record is from RefSeq and is a predicted model, not a curated record. NCBI's taxonomy places the organism in Eukaryota, Viridiplantae, Streptophyta, Magnoliopsida, Malvales, Malvaceae.